CCUAAACCUGAUAGAGUAGACACAACACAAAGCCGUUUAUGGUAGCUCUACUUUUGUUCCUCAGAAAUUGAUGCUGCAUUAGGAAAAAGUUGAUGAUAGCUGUAAUUUGAGCAUAUUCUCCUUUCCCACCUCCCCUUUCAAAAUUGCCACUUUCCAGCCACAAGACACACGUCUCUUAUCCUGGGUCUUAGCGUGGUAUAACACCCUCUGGUGGGACGGCCUCGGGGGGCCAGCCGGAUGAACAAUUUGAACUCUACUGCUUUCAUUAAUUAUACAUUAAUAAUUAUUAUAAUAACGUAUUCUAGAAUAAAAUUUUGACCAUUUAGGGAGGGAUACUAAAGUUUUAUCCUAAAAUAUCCAUUUUUUUUAACAUGUGGGAAUUUAUCCCGUUGUGCAACUGUUCAGACUUACAGUGAAAAAAACUAGAAGCCAAUUUAAAACCAUGCAGAGCUGUAUACUUUGUGAAAAUCUUCAACAGGCCAUGUGACCAAGGCUGUUUAAGACGAAUGAGUAACCUUUUGGCAACCGAGUGAGGCAGGAUCAAGGUGUAGAAGAAUGCCAGGUUAGCGUCCUGGGCAAAGCUGAGCCUGCCGAGCCAGGACAAUGUUUAAAAUACUGGUGUCUAGACUUGCUAUUUUUGGAUAAGAAAUCUGUUUUCAGUAAAGCUCUCCCACUUUACAGUGGUUCCUUGUCAGCUUAAAGAGCACUUUGUUCAGUGGAGAAUAUGGAGUGAAGACCAAGUACAAAAUUCCUGUAGUUAUACUGAAUUCUGAAACAGAUCCAUGUGUUUUGACCUGUUGUUUGUUGUCUGUCUGGGUGCUGUUAGCCUCUUGCUGACCUGCAGCCAGUCUCAGCCCCAGAUCCUUCUACUAGUUCAUUGGCUUCUGUAUUUCUGAUUGCCCAGGUGGUAUGAACAAUUAAUUAAAGUUAAUGGUAAACUAAAUUAAAAAUAAAUACAGCUAAGAGAGUGUUAUUGUGAUUAUUAGGAUUAGGUGUUACUAUUCAAGUAUUAAAAAUUGAUGUGAGCCUGAAGAGUUUCUGGAGUUGCAUGGAGAGACUGGUUGCCAAGGGUUCUGAUGCUGAGUUGAAACCCUCUUUGUAACUUCUGCUCUGGCUUGUCCUGCCCUUUGAGAGAAAUUCAGGAUUUCUGCAUCCAUUUCCUCCUCUCAGCAGGAGUCCUUCAGGCAUCUGAAGAUGGCUUUCCUUCCUUCUCCAUGUCUUCUGGAGGCACACUCUUCCUUCUCAGAUGACUUGGUUUUGAGUUAUUUUAGUCUCUGCAUAUCUUCCAUUAUCCUGAAUCUGUUCCAAAGUGUUGCCCUCCAAACCAAGAGCAAGCCCAUGGACAUGCAUGAGUCUUGCCGUCUGAUAAGCAGGAUCCCCAUAGUGGGCGUCUUUAUAAGUGGAGGAGAGAAGCAGGUGAAUGGUGAGCUUCCAGCCAACAGCUAAGUAGGGGAGGUCUGGGCUGGGGGCAUCUAUGGGCCAGCCCCUCCUCACGGGGUCCGCCUCCUGUGGAUUUCCCAUUCCCCACCUCGUGUUCUGUUCUAUCUAGGUAGUAGGCAUGCUUGAUGUGCCGGAUGAAACCAGCACAGCCUGGGACGGAGCUCCUCCCCCUCUGUAGCUCAUGGCCCCGAGACCUGGCUUCCAGCUCUCCGUGCUUAUGGACGUGCUGAAAGUCUUCGUCGGGUCUCCAUGUGGACUCAACCUGCGUAAUACCCUGUGGCACGGCUUUGCCUCACCUCACGAGAUCCCCCCAAAAUACUGUUCAAUGAUGAUACUGUUGACCGUGGGAUUGGGUCAGCUGCUGAAGAGUUACUUGCAACAAACUAAACUUGUGUUGGCACACCGACCUUUCAUAGCUCUUACAAACCUUGAGGAUUUGGCCAUUUUCCCUGACGUUACUUCUGAGGUACUUUCAGUGUUAGAAGAAGUGAUGAAGAAAUCCACUUUCAUAUUAAAGGUCAUGUUGCCGUACUGGGAAGCUGCAUUAAUCGGGUUUAGGUCACACAGGUUUGCCGACUGUGCCAUGUUGUUACUGACACAGCUAGAGACGGGACUCAGGAGAGUCUUUGCCGCUGUUAACCAAUGUCCAAAAAGACUUCUGACCGCUGAGUCCACGGCUCUUUAUACCACCUUCGAUGAAAUAUUGGCAAAACACUUGGAUGAUGGUAAAAUCAAUCAGCUUCCUCUUUUCCUUGGAGAGCCUGCAAUGGAGUUUCUUUGGGAUUUCCUAAACCAUCAGGAGGGCCCCCGUAUAAGAGACCAUUUAAGCCAUGGGGAAAUCAACUUACCUGAAUUUCCGAAAGAGGCAGCAAACCAAUUGCUUGCAUUUUCCGUUGUACUUUUACUCAGAUUCACUGAUGAGGAUCUGUCAGCAGCCCUUAAGGAAAAAGCAGCGAUAAAAUCACUGGUUGGUCUUGCAGAGGGUUACCACGCCCACUUCCACCCAGUUUCUCAGCUUAAAAAACAGGUGCUGAGCUGUGAGAAGAGCAUCAGGGUUUGGCCCCUCCUGCCUUUGCCUGAAGAGGCCGAGGAGGCAGCCAGAUUAGAAGGUACUUCUGAAACACAGGCCUGCGAGGCUUUAAUCACAGAAAUCCUAAGAGCGCUGCCCCGCCACUUGCCCGAGAGCCGUGGUGUUGUCAGCGACUGGGACAGUCUUUCCGCCGAGAGGUGGCCCCAGGUGAUCCAGGAACUCUGCGGCACCCCUGUCCCAACUCUCUUCUGUCCCAGAACCGUUCUGGAAGUGCUCACUGUGCUCCGAAACAUCAGCACACACUGCGCCCGCGUGUCCAGCCAGGUCGCUGCCUCUGUGGAGCUGAGAUACCAGCAGUGGGUGGAAAGGAGGCUGCGCUCCCGGCAGAGGCAGACCUACCUGCACAUGCUCACUAGUAUUAAGCUUCUGUCUCCUGUGCUUUACCUGAUUUUAUUGCUGAUUGCCCUGGAAUUGGUCAACAUUCAUGUGGUUCAUGGAAAAAAUACUUAUGAAUAUCAACAGUAUCUGAAGUUCUUAAAGUCGAUCUUGCAGUACACGGAGAACCUGGUGACUUACACCAGCCAACAGAAGAACAAGUGGAAUGAAACGAUCAAUCUUACACAUACAGCUCUGUUGAAAAUUUGGACUUUCAGUGAGAAGAAACAGAUGUUAAUACAUUUAGCCAAGAAAUCCACAAGUAAAGGAGGCUUAUGAAAACCCUUAGAAGUCAAGAUGCUUUUGGCUACAUCUGAAAACUCAGCCUGAAUAGGCUUUACUAGCAUGGAAAUUGAAAAGUCAAAGGUAGAGUGGAUUGCAGGCUCUGAUUGAUCAGGGAUCAAGUUCCGUUUCUCUGCAGUUUUCUGAAUUGCUGUUUCCGCGUUUGUGUGAACCUCAGGCUGGGUACCUUCCUGGGACCAAAUGGCCGCAGCAUUUUGUCCACCAUGACACAGUGUCCAGGGGGAGCUUUAUACCCACACGUCACCCAGAAAACUCUUGAAAAUGGUCACUGUGGCCAGGUCAUCCGGCCCCCUGUCUUUACUGGCCAGACUGGGCAGGCUCCACUCCUGAGCUACCACUGGGGCACGGAGAAAGAACGUGGGCCAGUCCAGCCUCAUCCCUGGAGCGGAGAGCAAGGUUGGAUGAUCCAGAUCCUAUGGGACAGAGUUGGGGAGGAAGGUAUGGUGGGCAGACGGUGCCAGGCAGCAGGUUUGCCCGUCUGUGGCCAGGAGAGUAGGAGCCCUGGCACAUGUCUGGGUAGGAGGGUCUUGCGUAGGAGCGGGGAGAGCCGGAGGACUGAGGGUCAAGAGUGCAGUCGCUCCAGUCCUGCUCGGAGAGCUGCAGUCUGAUUUUCGAGGGCUCUCUCUGGGCCACUGCAGUUGUCUGGAGCAUCCAUCAUCCGGCAGCUUCACACCCGCUGUGAGGCCGUCCCCAGCCUCAGGUCUGCAUGUGCGCUAGGCCUCGCACAGUGACUCGUGGCCUCUCCACCGUCCCUACCUCCCAGGCAGGUUCUAGCCCAUGUUCUAAUACAAGGAACGGUGCCCACUCUGUGUGUUUCAGGCUUCUCUGCUGUCGGAGAGCAGUGCCGAGGAGAGACCUCAGAGGGAAGGGGUGGUGCUGUGGGAAGACAGACAUUCCAGCACAUUCCAUCCAUCCCUUUGCCAACUCAGCACCCACCACCCCUUUUAAACUAAACUCUGGUAAGGACAGAGAGCACCGAGCUUCUGCCCCUGUGAUGUGGCCGCCUCUGGUGCAGGUGUAGACCCCGGAGCCCCCGCGUCCGGGCUUCUGCCCCUGUGACAUGUUCUUUUCCAGCGGUCACACCCUCCCUUGGACAUACUCUAAUUUAAAAGAUAAUUUAUGGUAUUAGCCACUCUAAACCCUCCUGAUGUUAGAGCUCAAUGAAAAAGGGGAAAUAAAAGAAUAUUUACCAAGCACAUGAAGAGAUAGGUGGAACUCCUGUGCUUUUGCACCUGGUGAGCUGGCAGAUGUUGGUAUUAAAAAUUCCCUUUUCUAUAACUCAUUCCAUGUUACUCUGCCCUCAGUCACUCACUUCUGUUGGUGGUACCUCACCUGGUGGGUUGACCCAGACUUUAUUCCUGAGAGGUCUCCCUCCAAGACGUCUUCCUGGUUUGGGCAACUUGUUUUCCAUUGGUUCUGAUUGCUGGAAAUGGGAAUUCUAGGAGGUUCCCCAGAAGAUCUCUUAAAUUCCAGACACACAUCUGCCUGCCCCUGUCUGGCAGUAGGCCUGUCCCCAAGGGAGUGGGGAGCAGUGGCCUAAGCUGUGACAGUCAACCGGCUUUGCCUUUUGGCUCGUUGGCAUGAGGUGUCCAGUCCAGCCGGGUGGCCUCUCAGCCUGCAGAGGCCAAUGGGACACUUGUGUCCCUCUGUGGAGAUCUCCCUUAGGAACAGAUAUUCACACCAGCAGAGCCCCAAAUCCUGAGAUCUCGUGAACCGUCCCUGCGUCACAUGCUUUCUCCCGCUGUGUGUUCUGGUGUGGGAAAGACCACGUCGUCAGGUCCUGAGGGCAGUUCAGGGCACGAGGCACCGCCCCAAGCUGGCUUCCCAGUCGGAGCACCCCGCCAUGUUGCCCAGCUGGCUCUUGGGAGUGCGAAGCCUGUGCCACGGUGGGGAUAGUCCAGGACCUCGCUGCCGGACAACUGCGGGAGAUGGACCUCUUAGAAGCAGUGCUGUCAGAACCACGGCAGUGAGUAAGGCUUUCUGGGAGCCACUGACAGGCACGGAAAGGUCACGACGUCCACAGACGGGUCGUCAUGUCCCUGAACUCCAGGGGUGAGCGCCCACACGGGAGAUGGCAUCUGCGUGUUGCUCCUUCCGGGAGUUCUAGCCGCUUCCCCUUCCUCGGCCCUCAGCUGAGGUCCCACCUGCCACUGAUUUCCAGUGCUGUCCCUUCCGAGACCCUGACCGUCACUGCCCGCUUUCUUGGCGGCGCUCUCCAGGUAACAUGGACAAUGACAUGUGGUGCUAGAUCUGCGGCCCCCUGCCACACUGCUUUCAGGAUCACCCUUGGGGCUCUCGUGCCACUGGUUUUCACCGUUAGCUGGUACCAGCGUUAUUCUUGAGAAAUCAAGUAGAACUGUUUUACAGGCGGGGCGCCUGGGGGGCUCAGGCGGUGACGUGUCCGACUCUCGGUUUCGGCUCAGGUCGUGAUCUCAGGGCUGUGAGAUGGAGCCCUGUGUUGGGCCCUGUGCUCAGUGUGGAGUCUGCUUGAGA
Zalophus californianus (California sea lion) is the source of this 5701-nucleotide messenger RNA. It is a transcript of the gene ERMARD, whose product is annotated as ER membrane associated RNA degradation. Lineage: Eukaryota; Metazoa; Chordata; Mammalia; Carnivora; Otariidae. The record is from RefSeq and is a predicted model, not a curated record. The transcript is spliced from 14 exons. Bases 1622 to 3184 code for a protein of 520 amino acids.